Messenger RNA from Synchiropus splendidus (mandarinfish), 1983 nucleotides. It is a transcript of the gene kcnip1b, whose product is annotated as Kv channel interacting protein 1 b. NCBI's taxonomy places the organism in Eukaryota, Metazoa, Chordata, Actinopteri, Syngnathiformes, Callionymidae. The transcript is spliced from 8 exons. Gene Ontology annotation, biological process: regulation of potassium ion transmembrane transport. Gene Ontology annotation, cellular component: voltage-gated potassium channel complex. The coding region runs from base 491 to 1168 and encodes 225 amino acids. The record is from RefSeq and is a predicted model, not a curated record. Gene Ontology annotation, molecular function: calcium ion binding; transmembrane transporter binding; potassium channel regulator activity.
CAGAGAGCUCAACCGCACAUCACUGCAGCGGGGCUGCAGUUCAGGCUCAGACCGGAAUACACACAAGGAGAUAUAUUGAAACCACGACCGCAGAGAUCCAGGGAAGGAUGAGGUGAGCCGUGAGGAGGUGGGAGGACUGAAUCAGCUUCCACGCUGCUUCUCCGGGAAGCCAAACUUCUCUUAUUCUUCAGUCAUGUUUUUCUUUUUUCUUUUUUUCAGACACACUCUAGCAUAUGCUCUUUGAACUUGACGAUAUUCUUUUGAUACCAAACGACGGCUGUGUUGGCAGGACCAGAAAGUUUGACUGACUCAACAUUGUUUCCAGUCUAAAGAUGCUGGCCAAGCAUUUUCCUGAGCCUAUCGAUUCAGAUAUACUCCUGAAGAUUGUCAGCCACAACCCGCUGUAAAUGACUUUUGCGACCUCAAUUUCAAUACUCUGAAAGAAGCGUAUUUUGCCAACGGCGCAUUUCUUCCACCGUUGAAGCUCAAGAUGUCUGGCUGUAGCCGUCGCUGCCGACAAGGAAUGUUCAAAUUAAUUCAGUCUAUGCAGAGACUGCUCUCCGGAUCCCUCACUAAAGAUAAGACGGACGAUGAGCUGGAGAUGACGAUGGUCUGCCACAGGCCAGAGGGUCUGGAUCAACUGGAAGCCCAAACCAACUUCACCAAACAAGAACUGCAGAUUCUCUAUCGAGGAUUUAAAAAUGAAUGUCCAAGUGGUGUCGUAAAUGAGGAGACCUUCAAACACAUCUACGCCCAGUUCUUUCCUCACGGCGAUGCAAGUAUGUAUGCUCAUUACCUCUUCAACGCAUUUGACACCACGAACAACGGCUCCAUUAAGUUCAAGGACUUUGUCGUGGGCCUGUCAACACUGCUGCGGGGAACUUUGAGGGAGAAGCUGGAGUGGACGUUUCACCUCUAUGACAUAAAUCAAGAUGGCUACAUCAACAGAGAGGAGAUGACUGAGAUUGUGAGAGCCAUUUAUGACAUGAUGGGCAAGUACACAUAUCCUGCACUGAAGGGCGACGUCCCACAGCAGCAUGUGGAUGCCUUCUUCCAGAAAAUGGACAAAAACAAAGAUGGGGUGGUGACUCUGGAAGAAUUCAUCAUUGCCUGCCAGGAGGAUGAAAACAUGAUGAGGUCCAUGCAGCUGUUUGAAAAUGUGAUGUAGGACAAGACAGGAUGUUGGUGAUCCAGAGUCUAUGUGUGUGAGUGUGUGUGCCUGCGUGUGUUUGGAUUAGCAGUCACGUCUCAAACCAGCUGUUUUUCUGGAUCUACAACAAAGUCCAAGAAAGGCAAAAGACUAUCAAGAGAUUGGCUCCAGCUGAGGCUCCUCAAGCAGCACGUUUGGACGGUCCAAUAAAAUCAAGUGAGCAGGACAUUGCUGCUCCACACGUGAAGAAAAGAGCUGUGGCUCCAUUUCAGAGGCAUGUUUUCGGCAGAAGAGAUUAUCGUUCUCCUUUAAAUCAAAUAGAAUGUGUUUCUGUAUUAACCUCUUGCAUCCAGUGGCUUGAAGAUGUCUGAUGUUCUGGUUCAUGCUGUUUGUUUCACUGCUGCAGUGACGUUUGUGUCGUCUCAGAUGUCACUUGUAAGUCAAUUUUUCGUCAUGCUUGCAGUAGAAGGUCAAAGUUCCCAUAUGAUGAGUCGCUAUGUUGAAUGUGGUGUUUUCAAAGUAGACCUCUGAUGAGUGUUUGUUUUUUCACUGUCAGUUGAAUGUGUCUGCCUCAGCGUGAUUCAUUUCAAGUGUUCAGUGUCUCUGAAGAAUGUAUCAUAAUUAGGAAGGUUUGUAUGCAUUUCAUUAUUUAUUUCUAGAUGUUUGGAAUUUAUUAAAGGAGAGGUAGAAACAAAACCAAGUUAUGUUAUCACAGUUAUAAAGCAACUCCUUUGUCCAGGUAAUUCUGUCUUGUAGCCAACCUUUGCUUUUUGUCUGAAAGAUUUCACGAGAUUAAAAUAAAAAAGCUCCAAAUAAAAUUCCAUACACUAUAA